CCGCGGCCUGAGGCGCCGGCGGCGGCCGGGGAUUAGAGGGAUUCGCUGGAGCUCCGACGCCCGGAGACGCCCGGCCUGCGGCUGCGAUGGAGGUCGCGGCGGUGCGGCUGCUGCGCGGCGGCGCGCUGCUGAGACGGACCUUCCCAGCCUGCCUGCCUGCUGGGAAGAGCCCGCCCCGGGCCCUCCGGGCCUCCCAGUCCCAGGCGCUGCCGCGGGCGGCGGGCGGCCGGCUCCCGGGCGGCCCCCUGCAGACGCUGUCGGAGGAGGAGCUGAUGAUCCAGAGCGCAGCUAGAAGGUUUGCCCAGGAACAAGUGGCUCCUUUGGUCUCCACGAUGGACGAAAACGCCAAGAUGGAGCCAGCAGUGAUCCGAGGCCUGUUCCAGCAAGGGUUCAUGGCCGUGGACGUGGACGCCCGGUACGGAGGGACCGGGGCCUCCUUCUUCUCCCUCGUGCUGGUGGUGGAGGAGCUGGCCAAGGUGGACGCGUCCGUGGCUCUGAUGUGCGACGUCCAGAACACGGUGGUGAACGGGCUGCUGCGGAAGCAUGGGACGGAGGAGCAGAAGGCCGCCUACCUGCCCCAGCUGGCCACGGCCACGGUGGGGAGCUUCUGCCUCUCGGAGGCCGGGGCCGGCAGCGACUCGUUCGCCUUGAAGACCAGAGCCGAGAAGAAGGGGGGCCACUAUGUCCUCAACGGGUCCAAGAUGUGGAUCACCAACGCCCGGGAGGCGGGGCUCUUCCUGGUGAUGGCCAACGUGGACCCGAGCGCGGGCUACCGCGGGAUCACCUGCUUCCUGGUGGACCGGGACACGGAGGGCUUCCACGUGGGCAAAGCGGAGAACAAGCUGGGCAUCCGGGCCUCGUCCACCUGCCCACUCGCCCUCGAGGACGUCAAGGUCCCAGAAGCCAACGUCCUGGGGCAGGUGGGCCACGGCUACAAGUACGCCAUCGGGAGCCUCAACGAAGGCAGAAUAGGCAUCGCGGCCCAGAUGCUGGGGCUGGCCCAGGGCUGCUUUGACUGCGCCGUUCCGUACGUUAAAGAAAGGAUGCAGUUUGGGAAAAGACUGUUUGACUUCCAGGGGCUGCAGCACCAGGUGGCCCAGGUGGCCACCCAGCUGGAGGCGGCGCGCCUGCUGACCUACAACGCCGCGCGGCUGGUGGAGGCGGGGAGGCCCUUCGUCAAGGAGGCGGCCAUGGCCAAGUACUACGCGUCCGAGGUCGCGGGGCUGACAACCAGCAAAUGCAUCGACUGGAUGGGCGGCGUGGGCUACACCAGGAGCUUCCCCGUGGAGAAGUACUUCCGAGACGCCAAGAUCGGUACGAUCUACGAGGGUGCGUCCAACAUCCAGCUCAACACCAUCGGGAAGCACCUGGACGCACAGUACUGAGCGGCCGCCGCGGGCACCCGGCUCUGCCUUCGGGAGCCGCACGGUUCCUGCAGCGCAGCGGCCGACGGAGCUGUGGUUGUGGGUCUUGGCCGACCUCUCUGUGCCGCCCCCCGGCUCUGCCUCGGGCACAGGAGCCAUUCAGUCUGGGAGGAACGCCCCCUCUCCUUCGGAACCGUCCCGAGGCGGCUCUCCCCGCAUCUGGACGCUGGGCACCCGCUUCUGUCCCCAGUCCCCCCGGGCACCGUCAGCCGUGUUGGUGAGACAUGGACGUCUCCAGGUUUGAGCCGUCCGCAGCUGCUAAACGUGCAGAAAUGGCAGACGUUUUCUGUGGGGCCUGGACACCUUCUCGUUGUGAGACCCUGAGUCACAAACACCAAGAAAACGUUUUAACAAAAUAAAGCGAAUCGGACACGG
Molecule: messenger RNA, 1799 nt
Organism: Pipistrellus kuhlii (Kuhl's pipistrelle)
Lineage: Eukaryota; Metazoa; Chordata; Mammalia; Chiroptera; Vespertilionidae
Gene: ACADSB
Product: acyl-CoA dehydrogenase short/branched chain
Exons: 11
Coding region: 87-1385 (432 amino acids)
Cellular component (GO): mitochondrion
Molecular function (GO): acyl-CoA dehydrogenase activity; flavin adenine dinucleotide binding
Source: RefSeq, a predicted model, not a curated record